This is a messenger RNA of Spodoptera littoralis (African cotton leafworm), 1578 nucleotides long. NCBI's taxonomy places the organism in Eukaryota, Metazoa, Arthropoda, Insecta, Lepidoptera, Noctuidae. The record is from the annotation of a GenBank genome assembly.
AUGAGAUUUCUUUAUAAACCAUUAACUGGUGUGAUAAAAAUGGCUUCCGCUGCAAAAAAACCAAAGCUUUCAACAGCUGCUACAUCACAGAGUAAUGGGAUUCCCUCAAAAUCUAACGAUAUCGAAGAAUUUAUGAAGAAAUUACAAUCAAAGCGCGAAGGGACUGCUGCUUCGAUAUUGGAGUAUAAAUUCAAUAAAAAGCGUGUCCGAAUCGUGUCUCAGGAGCAGAUGGUGCCUGAUAAGUUGGAGGGGGUGGUAUAUUGGAUGUCCCGCGACAGCCGGGUCCAAGAUAACUGGGCCUUCUUGUUUGCUCAGAAACUCGCUCUCAAACACGAAGUACCGCUGCACGUGUGUUUUUGUUUGAUAGCUAAAUACUUAGAUGCCUCUGUCAGACAGUUUGAUUUUCUGAUAAAAGGGUUAGAGAAGGUAGCAGCUGAUUGUAAAAAGCUGAACAUAUCAUUUCACUUACUGGAAGGGAGUGGAGAUGAAGUGUUGCCUCAGUGGGUGGUGAAACACAACAUUGGAGCUGUGGUGUGCGACUUCAAUCCAUUGCGGGUCCCUCUAGGCUGGCUGGAAGGUGCUAAGAAGAAACUUAAGAAAGAUGUUCCUCUUAUACAGGUAGAUGCCCACAACAUAGUGCCCUGCUGGGUGGCAUCAGAGAAACAGGAGUACUCAGCAAGGACAAUAAGAAAUAAAAUUAAUUCAAAACUUGAUGAAUACUUGACUGAGUUCCCACCAGUUAUCAAACAUCCUUACACUGCCAAGUUUGAACCCGAGCCCAUAGAUUGGGACGAGGCUAUAGUAUCCAGAGAAGCUGACAAAAAUGUAGGCCCUGUGGACUGGGCCCGGCCAGGGUAUGACAAUGCCCUCAAGAUGUUGAAGAGUUUUCUUGACCAGAGGCUCAAAGAGUUCGCAACUAAAAGGAAUGACCCCACUAAGGAUGCUCUCAGUAAUUUGUCACCUUGGUUUCAUUUUGGCCAAAUAUCAGUACAAAGAGUAGCGCUAUGUGUUCAAGAACAUAAAGGAAAACAAACUGAAUCUGUGAAUGCAUUCCUGGAGGAAGCUAUCGUGCGCCGCGAGUUGGCGGAUAACUUCUGUUUCUAUUGUGAACAUUACGACAGCAUCAAAGGGGCCAGCAACUGGGCACAGAAAACACUAGAUGAUCACAGAAAAGACAAAAGAACCCACAUUUACACACUGGAGCAAUUAGCCAAGUCGGAGACACACGAUGAUCUGUGGAACUCAGCCCAGAUACAACUAGUGAAGGAAGGCAAGAUGCAUGGCUUCCUGCGCAUGUACUGGGCCAAGAAAAUCCUUGAGUGGACCCCAACACCUGAAGAUGCUCUGAAGUACUCAAUAUACUUGAAUGAUCACUACAGUAUCGAUGGACGGGAUCCAAAUGGAUAUGUUGGAUGUAUGUGGUCAGUUUGCGGUAUACACGACCAGGGGUGGGCCGAGCGCGCGGUCUUCGGCAAAAUACGGUAUAUGAACUACGAAGGAUGUAAACGGAAAUUCGAUAUCAAAGCAUUUAUAGCUAGGUACGGCGGGAAAGUACACAAGUAUGUACCUAAGAAAUAA